AUGAAGUGGACAUCGUCUCUAACGUUUGGUGCUGCCGUCUUGGCCUCUCUCGCGACGGCACAAGAUACGCCGACAAACGAUCGCCAACCCACAGUGAGCGCGCCGUACGAGAACCCAUGGAAGGCAUUGUCCGAAGAAGAAGCUGCUAGUGUCAAUGAGCUUCUACAGGAGAGAAUGAGCUUGACAGGCAACACAGGAUCCAGCCGAGAUAACUUUGUCGUACAGCUUUCCCUUCUUCAUCCCAACAAGACGGACACUCUACCCUUUCUCGACAACAAUGCCACCGCACCAAGGCGUUAUGCGCGAGCAACUAUUCAAAGCGGUACCACCAACUCGACGGAGAAAUACUGGCAAGAGUAUUUGGUAGGGCCGCUACCAGCAACAAACGCCACUGCGGUUGAACCGUUGACAUUUCCUUUCCAAAACUCUCAACCGGGACGAACUCCCAUGCAUCCUUUGUACUCACCUAAUGAAGCAUCAAGUUUCUUCACGAGGUUCUCAACAGAGGUCGAGGAUAUCUCAAUGCAACUGUUCAACACUACUUUCUUUACUGGUAGCAUUGGUCUCCGGCUCGGUAGUCCCUUCUGGGAUGAAGAAGGCCGAAUAAUUUCCUGGGCGGCGGCGUUUGCGGAUCCAGGUACCAAACUUAGCAGUGUUACAGUGGAGCCGCUCGGGUUUGCUGUAAAGUUUGAUUUGACUGGACAAAAUUCGGACAAUUGGAAAGCUGUUGGCUGGUACUCGAAAGGAGAGUUUUACGCCAGUACUGACGACUUCCGUGCCGCAAUCAACAAGCCCGACUACCAGAAACCACCACCGAAUGUACUGGGUAACUGGACGUCCACUGACAGGCAGGGAACGCCCAUGCCCUUGGACCAUCUACCACCGCCAGCUUCUAUCGCCCAAGGAGACCAGCGAUUCAAGAUUGAUGCUGAAGAGGGAUAUAUAUCUUGGAUGGACUUUACGUUUUACCAUGCUGUCUCCCAGGAUCUUGGCCUUUCGCUGUUCGACAUCAAAUACAAAGGCCGACGUAUCAUUUACGAGUUGUCUUUGCAAGAAGCUCUGACGUCCUACUCCGGAACCGAUCCUUUCCAAUCGCAAGCAACCUUCUUCGACACUACAAGUGGUAUGGGCUCGACACUACAACCUCUUAUCAAGGGUUACGACUGCCCUAGCCAUGCGACAUAUCUCCCUGCGACAUGGACCGAAGGCGAUACACUCAAGACCCAAGCGGAAGCUAUAUGCAUAUUUGAAUUUGAUGCUGGCUACCCGAUCCGCCGCCACUCUUUCUCACCAUCCGCACCACACACCAGUGUAGCAAAGAAUAUCCAAUUUGUCAUGCGUACCGUAGCCACAGUAGGCAACUACGACUUCAUGAUCGACUACAGCUUCUUCUACGACGGAGGCAUCGAAGUAUCCUCUCGCUUUUCUGGAUAUAUUGCCGCUGCUUAUUGGGAUGGCCAACCGGAGUACGGCUUCCACAUCCAUGACUUUCUCUCAGGUAGCUCACACGACCACACCCUCACAUUCAAGGUGGACUUGGAUAUCAACGGAAGGAAGAACAGUGUGCAGAAACUGCAAUUUGUGCCAACUUCCACGACAUAUCCCUGGAGUCAAGGUCGAGUAUACAACACUUUUAAAGCCGAGCGAUCAUGGGUAGCCAACGAGAGCGAAUCCAAGAUCAAUUGGGCGGAGAACGAUAACACAUUGUACGCCAUUGUGAACAGGGAUACACCGAACCCAUACGGCGAAUACCCGGGUUACAGAAUCAAGAGAGCUGCCGGUACAAUCCAUCUCACACAAACUAACUCGACAAACACUGGCAAGACGGGUGCCUUUGUGACGCACGACUUUUACGUUACUCAGCAAAAGGAGACGGAGCCGAGGGCUGCGGAUGCCAACAACCAGUUUAACAAGGAUGAUCCCUUAGUAGAUUUUGCAUCCUUCUUCGAUGAGGAGACUUUGGAGCAGGAAGACUUAGUACUCUGGUUCAACCUCGGCAUGCACCACCUCCCGCAUACUGGCGAUUUGCCAAACACAAUGUUUAGCUCUGCGCAUUCUGCCAUGCGAUUCGAGCCACUUAACUACCUCGUCGGCGAUCCAUCUGUCUCGAGCAACCAGCAAGUUAGGAUCGAAUACGACGACCAAGGUGCUGUUACGAAUGUGGAUGAGUUUGGCAAGAUGUCUGCCAAUACGACUUGCGCUUGA
Messenger RNA from Alternaria postmessia, 2205 nucleotides. RefSeq lists its product as uncharacterized. Gene Ontology annotation, cellular component: plasma membrane. The record is from RefSeq and is a predicted model, not a curated record. Bases 1 to 2205 code for a protein of 734 amino acids. Gene Ontology annotation, molecular function: quinone binding; copper ion binding; primary methylamine oxidase activity. NCBI's taxonomy places the organism in Eukaryota, Fungi, Ascomycota, Dothideomycetes, Pleosporales, Pleosporaceae. The transcript is spliced from 4 exons. Gene Ontology annotation, biological process: amine metabolic process.